GUUAAACCGGGUGCGUGCCGUUUUCUUUGACCUGGACAACACGCUCAUCGACACGGCCGGGGCCAGCCGGAGAGGCAUGUUGGAGUACUGGGGUUUGAACUCAGGGUGUUGCUAGGCAAGUCCUGAACCACUUGAGCCACACACCCAGCGCUGAAAAAUCUCACUUUCAAAAGCCAACCCUUCCAGCUCUGUCCCAUUCUUCAUGCUUCAUCAGGUAAUAAAGCUCUUACAGUCAAAAUACCACUCUAAAGAAGAGGCUGAACUCAUCUGUGAUAAAGUUCAAGUUAAACUCAGCAAAGAAUGUUUUCAUCCUUACAGUACAUGUAUUACAGAUCUGAGGACUUCACACUGGGAAGAGGCAAUCCAGGAAACAAAAGGUGGUGCUGACAAUAGGAAAUUGGCGGAAGAAUGUUAUUUUCUCUGGAAAUCUACACGUUUACAGCAUAUGACCCUACCAGAAGAUGUCAAAGCCAUGCUUACUGAACUGCGCAAAGAGGUCCGCCUGCUCUUGUUAACAAACGGUGAUAGACAGACACAGAGAGAGAAGAUAGAGGCUUGUGCCUGUCAAUCCUACUUUGAUGCUAUCGUUGUAGGUGGAGAGCAGAAAGAGGAGAAGCCAGCACCUUCCAUAUUUUAUCACUGUUGUGAUCUUCUUGGAGUACAGCCUGGGGACUGUGUGAUGGUUGGUGACACAUUAGAAACGGAUAUUCAAGGAGGCCUCAAUGCAGGGCUGAAAGCAACAGUCUGGAUAAACAGAAGUGGAAGUGUGCCAGUGAUGUCAUCCCCUGUUCCACACUAUGUGGUUUCUUCUGUGCUAGAAUUACCAACCCUCUUACGAAGUAUAGAUUGCAAAGUUAGCUUGUCAGUUUAAAUCAUUUAAAAGCAUGAUGACAAUGUUUACAGUCAAUUUACAGGGUUGGAACUGAGGAAAGGCAUUUUAUGUAUUAUGGUCCAGUUCUAAUUAUAGUGUGAUUUCGGAUUUAAUGACUAUAUUAUAAAGGUUCUCCAACUCUAUUGCUUUUGAUAUGCAACUGUAAGAUUUGUAUUUAUAUCUGAAAAUCCAGAUUGUAUUAAUACAAGUUACUUUUAGUAGGAGGUCCAGCAAACUUGAAGAAAUGUAGUAUUUGUUAGUCUAUUACUUGAGAUUUAUAAAAUUAUUUUAAUAAUUUUUUAGCAUCUUGGCUUCAGGAUACUAAGCAGGGUAGCAUACCCCUGGAUAUACAAGUGCGGGUGUUUGGCUUAGGAAUAGAUAUUUUUUAAUAAAUAGAUAUUCUAAAACAUAGUUAUUCAUAAUCUAGUUAAUAUUGAAAUAAGUACUAAGUUUAGCAAAUCAUGGUGUUUCCUAGUGAAACGUUGAAUAUUUUUAAAACAUAAAUCAUAUUUUUGGCUACUCUGGGUGUGUAUAUUCUUUUCUAUUGUGAAUCUGAUGUUCCUGCCUGACUUUGGAGUGUGGGAUGUCUUUCUGUGCUGUGUAUAUGACAAGUAGAUUUUUUCCAGUUUAAAAAGGAAAAAAAAAGAGCUAAUAAACCAACAUGUGGUACUCCUUCUUCAUGCCAUUUUCACACCUUUCUAGAGUAAACACAUGGCUUUCAUAUAGUCUUUUAAGUCCUAUGGAAAUAUUUUUUGGUAUCUUUUCCAAGGCACACACACAAUCGAGUUAAGGGGACUGGGCUGUUUGCUAAAGAAAAUUGCUACAAGCCAUUUGACUAAAAGUCAUUUUCCUUCUGUGGGUUUGUAAGACGAAGGUUGCCUCUGUGUGCCUAACCAGCUAGUCUCCCCACGCCUAUCUGUGUUUACGGAGUUGUUCCUCCCAUGUGAUGAAACUAAUAAAAAAUCAGAUAUUAUUAACUUAGUUUCAGGGUACCAUUUUAACACUUGAGUGCUUCUUAGAGUUACCAUCUGCCUUCAAGUUGUUUUUUUUUUUUUUUCAGAACCAAGUAAUUAUUUUACAGUCUUCUAUAUCUACUUCAAGGCUCACUUACAGCUUAUUAAUUAAUGGCUCUGUAGCAAGGCAUUAGUUCACAACUAGAACAACUUCCAAAUACAAUUAGGCUAGAUAGGCUUAUAAUUCCACUGAUACAACUUGAAGUGGAGUAGCUAAUAAAGGUUAAAAGUGACUAAGGGAACUAUUGCUUGCAUUCUUUUUGGUAGGCUGUAUU
Dipodomys ordii (Ord's kangaroo rat) is the source of this 2159-nucleotide messenger RNA. RefSeq names its product N-acetylneuraminic acid phosphatase (gene Nanp). Bases 203 to 871 code for a protein of 222 amino acids. Gene Ontology annotation, molecular function: hydrolase activity. The record is from RefSeq and is a predicted model, not a curated record. NCBI's taxonomy places the organism in Eukaryota, Metazoa, Chordata, Mammalia, Rodentia, Heteromyidae. The transcript has 3 exons.